Molecule: messenger RNA, 10216 nt
Organism: Coregonus sp. 'balchen'
Lineage: Eukaryota; Metazoa; Chordata; Actinopteri; Salmoniformes; Salmonidae
Source: the annotation of a GenBank genome assembly
AUGCCAGGUCCGUAAGCAAACUAACGCGUUAUAACCUGAGGAACGGUAAGGAGUUAAACUAACGGUUACAAGCUGUGUGACUAUACCAGCUAUUUCACACUAACAAAUUAGUUGAUCCGUUAAUUCGCUACUUCUACUUUCCUGGCUAGCUACAGAAUUCGAUCUAGCAAUACUUACAAUUAACAUACUUGUUCCAACAUACUUUCCCCAACUUUCCAAUGCCAGUGUUUUUCGCUCCACUCAUAAGCACACUUCAUCACCUUCUCAACCCGGUCUCCGUGGUCAGGCUUCACACCUAUCUCUUCGUUAUCGUUCAGGGGACGCGCUGCUUACUAGCUUCUUCUAAAUUUCCCGGGCUGUGGGCAGUUCUUCUUCUUUGGUAUCAUGGCGUUCACACAUUUUGUUUGUGCAUGCCGCCAUCUACUGUGCGGUAGUGUGUGUUCAAUCACGUUACAUUUGUGAUACAAAAAUAAAAGGGGGGGGGGAUAAAAUAACAAAUCACCACCAAAUCAAAUCAAAUCAAAUUUGAUUGGCCAGAUGCGCCGAAUACAACAGGUGCAGACAUUACAGUGAAAUGCUUACUUACAGCCCUUAACCAACAGUGCAUUUAUUUUUAAUAAAAAAGUAAAAUAAAACAACAACAAAAAAGCGUUGAGAAAAAAAGAGCAGAAGUAAAAUAAAAUAACAGUAGCGAGGCUAUAUAUCAAAUCAAAUCAAAUCAAUUUAUUUAUUUAUUUUUAUUUCACCUUUAUUUAACCAGGUAAACCAGUUGAGAACAAGUUCUCAUUUACAACUGCGACCUGGCCAAGAUAAAGCAAAGCAGUGCGAUAAAAACAACAACACAGAGUUACAUUACAGUGAAAUGCUUACUUACAGCCCUUAACCAACAGUGCAUCCCUGUCCUAAUAUUCCUGUUCUUGUUUCAUGAUUCCUCCUACGUCCGCCUGCAUACAUGUCUCUCGCGCCUUCUUUCCUCUCCGAUCAAUUAAUCCGGUUGGCUAACAACAAAUCUAAAUCCGGUCCCAGAUCUUACCAUCUGACAGCUUUCUUGUCCAGAUUUUUUUGGAAAAAAUAGAGAGAUGGCGCUGUUGUGCCGUGGGAAACGUUAGGCUACUAAAGUAACUAUAAUACAGUAAGUAAAGUAAGUUAAAUUACAAAAUACAGUAAGUUCAAUUACAAAAUACAGUACAUUUAAUUACAAAAUACAGUAAGUUCAAUUACAAAAUACAGUAAAGUUAAGUAAGGUAAAGUUACUACAGUAUAAGCCCUACUCCUUGUAAUGUUAUGUGUGUAAAUGACCUUUAUCACUCUUUACUCAGGUACAAGCGUGAUACCCUCAUGGAUCUGGACAGCAUUGGUGAGUAAGUUCUACGUUAGAGCUCAGAGUGUGCCUUCUUCAUUCUUUGGUAAUCAUGGCAGUUCACACAUUUUGUGCAUGCCGCCAUCUCUGUGCGUAGUGUGUGUUCAACAGUUAUUUUUAAAAUAAGGGGGGUAAAUAAAACACCACAAAUCAAAUCAAAUCAAUUGAUUGCCGACGCCAUACACAUGAGACAUUACAUGAAUGCUCUUAAGCCCUUACCACAUGCAUUUAUUUUAAUAAAAAUAAAAAAAACACACAAAAAGCGUGAGAAAAAGAAAGUAAAAAAAUAACAGUAGGGAGGCUAUAUUCAGGGGGGUACCGGUGCAGAGUCAAUGUGCGGGGCACCGGCUAGUCGAGGUAGUUGAAGUAAUAUCACUAACUGUAAGUCGCUCUGGAUAAGAGCGUCUGCUAAAUGACUAAAAUGUAAAUGUAAUGUAAAUGUAAUAUGUACAUGUGGGUAGAGUUAAAGUGACUAUGCAUAAAUAAUUAACAGAGUAGCAGCAGCGUAAAAAGAUGGGGUGGGGGGGCAGUGCAAAUAGUCCGGGUAGCCAUGAUUAGCUGUUCAGGAGUCUUAUGGCUUGGGGGUAGAAGCUGUUGAGAAGUCUUUUGGACCUAGACUUGGCACUCCGGUACCGCUUGCCGUGCGGUAGCAGAGAGAACAGUCUAUGACUAGGGUGGCUGGAGUCUUUGACAAUUUUGAGGGCCUUCCUCUGACACCGCCUGGUAUAGAGGUCCUGGAUGGCAGGAAGCUUGGCCCCAGUGAUGUACUGGGCCGUACGCACUACCCUCUGUAGUGCCUUGCGGUCGGAGGCCAAGCAGUUGCCAUACCAGGCGGUGAUGCAACCAGUCAGGAUGCUCUCGAUGGUGCAGCUGUAGAAUUUGUUGAGGAUCUGAGGACCCAUGUCGAAUCUUUUCAGUCUCCUGAGGGGGAAUAGGAGACCACCACCCAACCCUACACCUAUAUACCAAUAUUUCAUAAAAAUAAAAAUCUCAAAUCAUCUUAUAACUCUUCUGCAGUAAAAUCUCAUCCACCCAGGUACUUCUCGGCAGCUUCCACCUAUACUCAUUAAAAACCCAUUACUACGGCCUGGGAGGACGGGACACCACCCCACAACACACCCUGUAAAUCUUCUGAAGUCAAAUCUCGCAUACCCAAAUACUUCUCUGCAGCUGCCACCACAACAUCUAUUUUCUGUGAUUUACGUUCCAUUUCUGCGGUACAGUUGAUAACCAUUGCUAUGAAAGCUAAUAAGCCAACCUUACUGAAACAUAAAUAACUUGUUGGCCUAUCCCUCUGUGCUGGCACACAUGUACUACUCACUGGGAUCCUCUCAGGAUCCCUCACUCUAUCUCCCUCUACUUUCUUCACUGCCUCGGCAUGAGACACCUUCUGCACUACUCUGACUCUGGCCACCUCAACCUGCCUCUUUCACCCCAGCAACAUGGGCAUCCCUACAGUUGACGCACACAACUUUAUCCACCGAAACUACACAAUCCUUUGUCCUAUGUCCUCAUGCACACUUCCCACAUCUUCGAAUCUCCCUCCUACACUCUGCUGUGACAUGACCAUAAGCGUUGCACCUGAAACAGCGCAAUGGAUUUGGCACAAAAACUCGAACAAGAUAACUGAUAUAUCCUAACAUGACUUUGUCGGGUAAAGACACUGACUCAAAACUCAGAAGGACUGACAGUGACUCCUCUGUUUCACCAAGCUCCCCACCGGGUCUGUGUCGCACCAAACGGUUGGCGUAACAAACACCAGGAAUCUUCAACUUCAAUUGCUCCAACUCCACACUUAACGCUACCCCAGAAAUCAUUCCUUUCAAUGGUGCCCUGUUCCUAAGAGCAAAGCAAGAUCAGAUCUUGACCCAAGUUACGUGACACGGAGCACCUGCACCCUCUGGUCAGAAGAAACACAAACAAAUAUCACAAGUCCACUACAGGUUACCUUCACUGAUUCAACUGCAGCCAACUGCUUUCUCACCCACCCUGAAACCACAAAUGGAUCCACUUUCUCCAAAAAAUGUCACUUCUAUUUAACCAGAUUCUUGUUUAUCAUGUCCAACAAUGCCAAGCUCGGGUUCCAAGCUCUUCACCACACCUUCCACUUCUCUUAUCUCUUAACAUUCACUUCCAUUUCCCCUCCAGAACUCGGUCUGGUGCAUGGCUCUCUUCAACGCCCCAUCUCCAUUUGCAUCGCCACCUUCCUCAGAUUCAAAUCCAACCUCUGCUUUCCUCAUUCUCUUCCACCUCUUCUUCCUCUCUUCCACCUCUCUUCCACCUCUCUUCCACCUCUUCUUCCUCUCUUCCACCUCUUCUUCCUCUCUUCCACCUCUUCUUCCUCUCUUCCACCUCUUCUUCCUCUCUUCCUCUCUUCCACCUCUUCUUCCCCUCUUCUUCCUCUCUUCCACCUUUUCUUCCUCUCUUUCCACCUCCAUUCCUCCUCAGAAAUCAAAGUUUCUGUAUCCCUGUCCUAAUAUUCCUGUUCUUGUUUCAUGAUUCCUCCUACGUCCGCCUGCAUACAUGUCUCUCGCGCCUUCUUUCCUCUCCGAUCAAUUAAUCCGGUUGGCUAACAACAAAUCUAAAUCCGGUCCCAGAUCUUACCAUCUGACAGCUUUCUUGUCCAGAUUUUUUUGGAAAAAAUAGAGAGAUGGCGCUGUUGUGCCGUGGGAAACGUUAGGCUACUAAAGUAACUAUAAUACAGUAAGUAAAGUAAGUUAAAUUACAAAAUACAGUAAGUUCAAUUACAAAAUACAGUACGUUUAAUUACAAAAUACAGUAAGUUCAAUUACAAAAUACAGUAAAGUUAAGUAAGGUAAAGUUACUACAGUAUAAGCCCUACUCCUUGUAAUGUUAUGUGUGUAAAUGACCUUUAUCACUCUUUACUCAGGUACAAGCGUGAUACCCUCAUGGAUCUGGACAGCAUUGGUGAGUAAGUUCUACGUUAGAGCUCAGAGGGUCACAUUCAGUAAAGGACUCUAUUCUAUUCUGUUUUAUCUCUUGUUGUGCAUUGUGUGCCCUACCCAUGUAUUACGAUAUCUACAUAUAUGGCCUUGUCCCAAGCUAUGUCUAGUUCUGUGGUCCAUGCUCUAUGUUCUAACUCUAGUGUUCUAGUUCUAUAUUAUGUGUUCUACCUCAGUAUUCUGUGUGUUACCUGUGUUCCAAACCUCCUUUUGUGUGUGUUCUUUUCAGAAGGGUUGAAUGAAGUGCGUCCUGCUGUGUACCGCACUGCAAUGAAGCUCCGCUCCUUACAGAAACUCUGCCAUAGUGAGUGUGUGUGUUUAAAUUAAAUGCUUUUUAGAUAUGUGUAAUCUGUUACAGUGUAUGUUUGUAAUGCUCUGAAUGUGUGUUACAGUGCAUGUUGUGACACUGCGGGAGCUCAUCCCAGCCCUGCGCUCUCUGGGAGGAGCCGGGGACCCUAGGGCGGGGCUUAGUGAACAGGAAGUGAUGCAGGGCAUAAACAGGAUGUUCCAAAGCGUGUCACAGGAAGUACCUGGUCAGGUGUCAGCAGAGGCGCCAGAACAGACUUGCAGACUGCUGUACAGACUGUAUGACCGGUGAGGACACACACACAAACACACACACACUACUGUUCAAACACACACUGCGUCUGUAAACUAAAGGGUGUAUGUCUUCCCCAGGGGACAGACUGGCACUGUCUGUCGCAGGUCAGUUGAAGCUGCUCUCAUCUCUCUCUCAGCAGACACACUCUCAGCCAAACACAAGGGUAAGUAACACACACACACACACACACACAACACACACACACACACACACACACGACAUACACUCUGUGUUCAUUCCCUGUGUGUGUUGCAGCUCUGGUUCGUCUGGCAGAGAGGUGCAGUGGGAGAGAGAGUGGCACGGUGAGCAGGAGUGGUCUCAGAGUCCUACUGCAAGACCUCAGCCAGGUUAGAGACACACACAGAGACACAGACACACACACCUGAGUACUACCUCACAAGAUUAUCACGGUCUAGCCUGUGUCUGUUUGUGUGUGUGUGUGUGUGUGUAGGUGCCGGCUGUAGUGCAGGAGAACCAUGUGUUUGGCUCAGCUGAGACAGCCGUUCGUUCCUGCUUCAGUGGGGUAAGUGUGUGUGUGAUUGUCAGUAGCAAAUGAGUAUCAUCCCCUGUCAAAAAGAAUGAUUUAUGACCUAUGACUUAAUGUGUACUGAUAAUGGUCAUGGGGUUAGGUCAUGGGGUUAGGGGGGGAUGGCCACGGGGUUAGGGGGGUUUGGUCAUGGGGUUAGGGGGGUUUGGUCAUGGGGUUAGGGGGUGACUAAAUAAUUUGUUUAAAUCACAGGAGAAGACAUUCUUUACCCAUGAGUUCACAACAGGAGGAGACAUUGUUUACCCAUGAGUUCACAACAGGAGGAGACAUUGUUUACCCAUGAGUUCACAACAGGAGGAGACAUUCUUUACCCAUGAGUUCACAACAGGAGGAGACAUUGUUUACCCUUGAGUUCACAACAGGAGGAGACAUUCUUUACCCAUGAGUUCACAACAGGAGGAGACAUUGUUUACCCAUGAGUUCACAACAGGAGGAGACAUUCUUUACCCAUGAGUUCACAACAGGAGUUUACAACACCACUCUCACACCCCUCCUUUUUUAAAUGUAUUUAUUUUUGACUAAAUGUUUCGAGUUUGACUCAUCUUUAGAUACGUUCCCUUGAUCACAGCAUCUGUGACUAAAUGAUCCAUCCUGUUGACAGGUGAACAAGGUUAGGGUUAGGAGAACAGGGUCAGGAGAACCGGGUCAGGGUUAGGAGAAUAGGGUCAGGAGAACAGGGUUAGGGUUAGGAGAACAGGGUCAGGAGAACCGGGUCAGGGUUAGGAGAAUAGUGUUAGGGUUAGGACAAUAGGGUUAGGAGAAUAGGGUUAGGGUUAGGACAAUAGGGUUAGGAGAAUACAUUAUUAUUUUCUUUCUUCAUUCUUUUUGAUAGGGUAUAGUCCUCAUUUACUACUGUAAUCACAUGUAGAUGAUGAGCGUUUAUGUAAAUAAUCAGCAGUUGUGCAUAGAUGCUGAAGGCGUGUACAUUUAAUUGGUGUGUGUGUGUGUGUGUGUGUGUGUGUGUGUGUGUGUGUGUGUGUAGGUGCUGAGUGCAUGUGUCUGUGAGGAGCAUGUCCUCUCAUGGCUGCAGUGUGAGCCCUGUCUGUUGCUUUGGCUCCCCAUCCUGUACCGCCUGUCAGUCAGCGAGAACGUCACACACUCCGUACGCUGCCACACCUGCAAGGCCUACCCCAUCACUGGACUCAGGUGUGUGUCUGUUUGUGUGCGCCAUUUGUAGGUAUUUUGCUGCAUGAUGUGUGAGUGUCUGUGUGGUGUGUGUCUGUGUAAUGUGUAUGUGUGUUUAUGUGUAUAUCUCAGACUCUCUGUGUUUGUUGUAGGUAUCACUGCGUGAUGUGUGUGACUGUGUCUGUGUAUUGAUGUGUGUGCCUGGCCUUGCUGCUAUUCCAGUUUCAACUGUUCUGCCUGCGGUUACGAAACCCCUACCUGUCCCAGACCUGCUGUUUUCAACUCUUAAUGAUCGGCUAUGAAAAGCCAACUGAGAGACCUGAGCCCUAGGACCAUACGUCGGGACUACCGGCCGUGGUGACUCCUUGCUGUCCCCAGUCCGCCUGGCCUUGCUGCUAUUCCAGUUUCAACUGUUCUGCCUGCGGUUAUGGAACCCCUACCUGUCCCAGACCUGCUGUUUUCAACUCUUAAUGAUCGGCUAUGAAAAGCCAACUGAGAUUUAUUCCUGAUUAUUAUUUGACCAUGCUUGUCACUUAUGAACAUUUUUGAACAUCUUGGCAUGGUUCUGUUAUAAUCUCCACCCGGCACAGCCAGAAGAGGACUGGCCACCCCUCAUAGCCUGGUUCCUCUCUAGGUUUCUUCCUAGGUUUUGGCCUUUAUAGGGAGUUUUUCCUAGCCACCGUGCUUCUACACCUGCAUUACUAGCUGUUUGGGGUUUUAGGCUGGGUUUCUGUACAGCACUUCGAGAUAUUAGCUGAUGUAAGAAGGGCUAUAUAAAAUAAAAUUGAUUGAUUGAUUGAUUGUGUGUGUCUCAGACUCUCUCUCUCUCUGUGUUGUAGGUAUCGCUGUAUGAAGUGUGUCUCAGACUCUCUCUCUCUCUCUCUCUCUCUGUGUUGUAGGUAUCGCUGUAUGAAGUGUGUCUCAGACUCUCUCUCUCUCUGUGUUGUAGGUAUCGCUGUAUGAAGUGUGUCUCAGACUCUCUCUCUCUCUCUCUGUGUUGUAGGUAUCGCUGUAUGAAGUGUCUCAGACUCUCUCUCUCUCUCUCUGUGUUGUAGGUAUCGCUGUAUGAAGUGUGUCUCAGACUCUCUCUCUCUCUCUCUCUCUCUCUCUCUCUGUGUUGUAGGUAUCGCUGUAUGAAGUGUGUCUCAGACUCUCUCUCUCUCUGUAUUGUAGGUAUCGCUGUAUGAAGUGUGUCUCAGACUCUCUCUCUCUCUGUGUUGUAGGUAUCGCUGUAUGAAGUGUGUCUCAGACUCUCUCUCUCUGUGUUGUAGGUAUCGCUGUAUGAAGUGUGUCUCAGACUCUCUCUCUCUCUGUGUUGUAGGUAUCGCUGUAUGAAGUGUGUCAACAUUCAUCUGUGCCAAACCUGCUUCCUGACAGAGAGACACACAAAGAAACACAAGAGCUCCCACCCAGUGCUGGAGCACUGCACUCAGGUACAUGCACACACACACACACACACACACAUACACACAUACACACAUACACACACACACAUACACUCUUGUGACUGACAGUUGUGUUUCGUAUCCAGCCAUCCUGGAAAGAAUCCCUAGCCUCAUUAGCAUACAGCGCCCGCCACGCCUUGUUACCAUGGCGAUACACACACAGGGAGGCAGAGAGGAGAAGGGGCCUAAUCAGGGCGGAGUCACGAGGGGAGCCGCAGACCAGGUAGACCAAUCAGAGAUGGACCUGUGUGUACACCAGAAGAGAAGAAAAACGUUUGUUUUAGUUUUUAAAAAAGAGUAAUACAUGUUUUCAUUGUAUUUUCUUUGCUUACAGCUUCACCCCCCCUGACCCUUCACAUCAGUCUGCCGCUGAGGACACACCCCCUGACGACAGAGCCCCUCUCUAUAAUCCUCCCCAACCGCUGGCCACACCCCCAUCUGUCAGGAUCAGGAAGGCAUCUAAAGCCCUACAGACUGAGGAAGAGCAGGAGGAAGCACAGCCACAGGUGACCUUUCACCUCACCCCCCGCCCUUUACACCUCACCUCUCAGCCGAGUGGAUUUUCAGUAUGGUUCAGAUUUAUGCUAAAUUAAUCAUCAGAAGAUUAUUGAUACGCUCCACUAGAUCCUCUAUUGAUUCAUGUCUGUGUUGUUUCUGUCCCCAGAGGAGAGACUCUGUCCUCAUUAAGGACAUCAGGGACCUGCAGAGGGACAAAUGGUGAUCCUCAAUCACUGUAGCAUUCUAACCUCCUAACCUAUAGCCUGGGUGAUCCUCAAUCACUGUAGCAUUCUAACCUCCUAACCUAUAGCCUGGGUGAUCCUCAAUCACUGUAGCAUUCUAACCUCCUAACCUAUAGCCUGGGUGAUCCUCAAUCACUGUAGCAUUCUAACCUCCUAACCUAUAGCCUGGGUGAUGCUCAUUACACGUGUGUGUGUGUGUGUGUGUGUGUGUGUGUGUGUGUGUGUGUGUGUGUGUGUGUGUCUAGGCUGCUGGAGAGGGAGCUGCAGGUGUGGAGGGUAGCGGUCCAAUCGGAGCAGGGCUCGCUGGAGGACCGCUGCUGUGAGAUGGAGGCCAACAUGGAGACUCUGAGACAACACAACCUCAGACUGCAGGACAUGCUCUCACAGGUAGACACACACACACACACCUCAGACUGCAGGACAUGCUCUCACAGGUAGACACACACACACACACCUCAGACUGCAGGACAUGCUCUCACAGGUAGACACACACACCUCAGACUGCAGGACAUGCUCUCACAGAUAGACACACACACACACACACCUCAGACUACAGGCCUGACUCGAUGUGCUAAAAUGUCCUUCUUCCUUUCAACAGGCUCUAAGCAUGUCAGGGACACAUGCUGAUGUCAUGCCACAUGCUGAUGUCAUGCCGCAUGCUGAUGUCAUGCCACAUGCUGAUGUCAUGCCACAUGCUGAUGUCAUGCCACAUGCUGAUGUCAUGCCACAUGCUAACUACAGGCCAGAGAGAGACAUAGCCUCUCCCGUAGAGUCCCAGAGCUCUGCAUCGUCCUCUGGAUCGAGAGAAAGAGAGAGAGAAGGGGAGAAGGAGAGGGAAGAAGAGGAGGAGGAGAGGGAAGAGGAGAGGGAAGAGGAGGAAGAAUGUUACACAGAGAAGAUGCAGAGGGAUGAGAUGAAGACAGAAGAACAGAGAGGUGAUGAUGAUGAUGAGGAGCAGACUCAUACUCCCACAAUGCACGGGAGAAUUACCUCUAACCCACAGCCUUGUGAUGGGCAGGUCACUGGGCCGAUGAAAGACCAGCGUGUCUCUGAAGAGGAGUAUUCUGGGAUGUGUAGUUUAGUGGAGGAGGAGCGACUGUGUGAGCUGGUGCAACGACUAAUAAGUGAGCUGUCGCUACACACUCACACACAUACAGGUGAGUUUACGGGUGAGCUCUAUCGUCCUGCACAAACACUACUACACACGUGUGUGUGUGUGUGUGUGUGUGUAUUAAGGUAUGAGUAUGUUUCUCCAGGCUGCAGACGGGAGUUGGGGUUGUUGGAGGCUGCAGAGGAAGUGGGGGACUCUGUGUGUCAUCUCGUCUCUGCAGUGAACACACACUCUGUCCCAAACUCGCACACACAAUUCAUGUCCCCAUCCUCCCACACAACCACAGGCCAGAGCAUGUAUCCAGAAGGCUUCCCUAGACUUUGA